CCCCCUGCGGAUCUCAGCCUCUCACAGCGGCUCGUCCUUCACACGCUGCCCGCCUCGGAGCGCCUCUCCCCGGGCUGCAGACGGCGGAGGGCUCGGUGGAGCAGCGGCAGCAUCUGGAGGAGCAUGCCCUGGGGCUGGCGCGGACAUGAGCGUGACGUCGUGGUUCCUGGUGAGUGCGUCGGGGACUCGACAUCGUCUCCCGAGAGAAAUGAUCUUUGUCGGGCGAGAGGACUGCGAGCUCAUGCUGCAGUCUCGGAGUGUGGACAAACAACACGCCGUCAUCAACUACAACCAGACCAACGACCAGCACCUGGUCAAGGACCUGGGCAGCCUCAACGGGACCUUUGUGAAUGACCUGAGGAUCCCGGACCAGACUUACAUCAGCCUGAAGCUCAACGACAUCAUCCGCUUCGGCUACGAUCCUCACGUCUACGUCCUGGAGAAAAGUCAACACAAGGUCCCAGAGGAGGCGCUGAAGCAUGAGAAAUACACGAGUCAGCUGCAGCUCCAGAGCCCCCCCGGCCCCCCCACGGCCCCCCGCCCGGACCGACCCCUGGACCCCCCCACCGAGAGACCGAGGACCGGACCAAGACCCCCGGAACCAAAGCAGACUCAGGUCCGACUCCUCUGUACGGGCAGCCGGCGUGGUGGGGAGACCAGGACUACAGGGACCGCCCCCCCUCAGAUCUGCAGAAGGACUCGGAGGACUCGGACCAGAACAAGCCCUGGUACUUCGAGAUCCCCACGCGAGACAGUCCGGCCCAGGUCCAGUCCGAGUCCCGGGUUCCAGACCGAGACUCCGGCCGUGGUCCAGAGCCACGCCUCCUUCACCAUCGAGUUCGACGACCUGACGCCGGGAAAGAUCAAGAUCAAAGACCAGGUCACCAAGUUCUCCAGGACCCAGAGAAGACCGGAGCCGGACCGGACCAGAGCGGAGCCGGACCGGACCAGAGCGGAGCAGGAGGGCCCUGGCGUGAUGUCAUCGCAGAGGAAGGUUGCUGAUUGGCUGGUGCACAGUGAUGUCAGCGUGAUGCGGCGCCGCCCCAAAAGCGACGACAUGUUCAGCACCAAGAGCGACCACGCCGUGAAGAGCCGGACCCCCCGAGAUCAUCAUCAUGAGGACGGGACUCAGAGUGACUCAGAGGAUCCUGUCCAAUCAGAGCCCUCGACCGCCAUGGACACGCCCCCAUAUCCGGACCACGCCCCCUCUGUUCGCGUAGCCCUGCCCCCUCAACAGGCCCCGCCCCCUGGACAAGCCCCGCUCCCUCAGCAGGCCCCGCCCCCUCAGCAGGCCCCGCCCCUCAGCAGACCCCGCCCCCUCAGCAGGCCGCCCCCUCAGCAGGCCCCGCCCCCUCAGCAGGCCCCGCCCCCUCAGCAGGCCUUCAUCAUCGAGUUUUACGACGAAGACAAUCCACGAAAGAAGAGAUCCAUGUCCUUCACCCACAGCCCCCAGUCGGAGGUGCAGGCGGCGCUCAGGGCUCGCCUGGAGCGGCGUCGACCGGACCGACCGGCCUCGGUCCACGGGACCCUGGAGUCCAAGUCCCCGAGGUCCAGCUCCCUGAAGAGGGACCGGUCCGAGCCCCCGACCAGAGAGGACGGUCCCGCCGCCCCGGUCCGGCCCUUUGGCAGCGUGGGCAGGAAGUCAAGACUCGCCCAGGACUUCACCCAACUCCUCAAAGACCCGGGUCCAGACCUGGUCCAGACCAAGACCGGACCCGACCUGGUCCAACCCACCAGAGAUACGCCCCUGACCCCGCCCAAGUCUGCCCCGCCCAUCAUGCAGGGGGCACCAGAGGACGACAGUGUGAGCGACGCAGGAACCUACACCAUUGAUAACGAGCAAGACCCCGAGGUGGAGAGGGCGCGGAGCAUGAUAGACCAGGUGUUUGGAGUCCUGGACUCUCCGGAGUACAACAGUGACAUCACCUCCUCCACACCUGAGCAGGUCCUGGGUCCUGAGGAGGGCCCGCGGUGGGUCUCUCGUUGGGCCAGUUUAGUGGACGAGUCCGGAUCCAGUCCUCAGUCUGGACCAGGUUUAGACCACAGCGAGACCAAGACCCGUCGGAUCCUGCCUCAGAGACCGGGCGAGAAACCGGACUCACCUGGACUUCAUCGGACCCAAGACCCUGGUGUGCACCAGACAAAACAGGACCAGAGACCGGACCAGAGACCGGACCAGAGACUGGACCAGAGGCCGGACCAGAGACCGGACCAGAGGCCGGACCAGGAGAGACCUGAGGCUCAGUGGUUGGUGGUUCAGGAUGACGUGGAUCCCGACAGUCUGAGUGACGUGAGCCGAUCAGAAGAACCUCCAAGACCCCAGAACCAGAGUCCGGUCCAGAGUCCGGUCCAGAGUCUAGUCCAGAACCGGACCAAGACCCCGCCCACCACGGUCCUGAUCCGACACCUGAACCAGGAGCCCAGGAGAACCGGGAUCAAACCCAACACCUCCGCUCCAGACCUGAGGACCCACGGGACCAGAGCUGAGACCAGGGCCGAGACCAGAGCCGAGACCAGGGCCGAGACCAGGCCCGAGUCCAGACCAGAGUCCAGACCUGAGACCGGGUCUGGGGGCUUCUUUCGUCAGGAGAGUUUCACCAGAGAAAGACCGGACGAGGUCCAGAGGAAGAAACUGCCCCACAUCUCCAGCCAGCCCUCGCUCCGAGACCUGGACCCGGACCUGAUCUCAGCGGACUUCCUGUGGCAGCCCUUGGCCCUGGACUCGGACUCGGACUUGGACAGCGUGAGCACAGCGAGCGUCGUCAGCGCCCACAACGAAAACAACGCCAAACGCCCGAGCGCCCAGGCCCAAGGGCACAACAACAAGAAACGCCCCAGCACACACCGAGGUCACAAAGACCGGACCGCCGCCGGGUCUAGACCUGGUUCUGGGUCUAGACCCGGCUCUGGCUCUGGUUCUGGUCCGGUCUCGGUCUCGGCGAGGGACCGUCUGUCGGAGAAAUGGCGCUCACACGCGGAGGGGGCGGGGCCAGACAAGAAAACGAUGGAGAAGAAGUCUGGGCCUCAGUCUCAGGUCCUGAUCCGGUCCAACAGUUUGUCUGCACCACGUCCCACCAGAGCCUCCAUGCUCCGCCGGGCCCGGCUGGAGUCCGACACCGAAGAACCGGAACCGACCAAGACCAAGACCCCAGAGCCCCCAAAGACCAAGACCGAGUCCGGACCAGACACCAGACCGGAGACCCGACCAGAAACCAGACCAGAGACCAGACCGGAGACCAAGAAGCUCUCACGCCUGGACAUCCUGGCUCUGCCUCGGAACCGGGCCGGAUCUUUCACCGGGACCAGCGACAGCGAGAACUCAGCUCGCUCCUCGGCCAAUCGGAACGCAGAGCUGAACAGGAAGUCGUCUGUUGGAGACAAAGGGGGCGGGGCCAAGCAGAGCCAGACCAGAACCAGGUCCAGAACCAGGUCCAACGGGUCCAAGGCCGGAACCGCUCGGAAACUCAAAGCGUCGUCUUCAUCAGAGGAGGAAGAGCCCGCCCCCUCCACAGCCCCCAUCCAAUCAGAGGACGACCCCUACCAGACCUGGACCAAUCACAGCGCAGAGAUCGCUAAACUGAGUCAGGAUUUGGCCAAAGACCUGGCGAUCUUGGCGAAAGAAAUCCACGAUGUCGCCGGAGACGCAGAAACGGACUUCACCUCCCAGGAUGCACCUGGAGCCACCGUCUGCACCACAGAGGAGUUGGUGCAGCAGGUCCCAGACGCUGGACUGAACUUCCAGAAGCUUCCUCCAGGCGGCGCCUCCGAGUCGCAGCUGGACUUCAACAUGAACCAAUCAGAGCGCAGAACACACGAGGCGCUGGCCCUGCAGUCGCUCCUGUCGCCUGUGAGUGACCUGAGCCACUGUCUCCGAGAAAACACCGAGUCACUGCUCCUCAACCUCAGGACUCUGCUCCAGACCAAACCCGGACUCUGGGACGAGAUCGAGGCCAGGAUCAACAAAGAGACUCAAGUCCCCGAAGACCAGAGCCAAAACCAGGUUCUGGUCGGGAUCCUGCAGGACCUGAAGAAAGUCCUGGUCCAGAUUCAGGUGAUGAACUGUGUCGUGGAGACGCCUCGAGUCCAGACCAAAGACAAGAAACCAGCCCCCAAGUCCAGAGCUACGGACCAAAGGAGGACCUGA
Boleophthalmus pectinirostris (great blue-spotted mudskipper) is the source of this 4144-nucleotide messenger RNA. RefSeq names its product centrosomal protein of 170 kDa protein B-like. Lineage: Eukaryota; Metazoa; Chordata; Actinopteri; Gobiiformes; Gobiidae. Gene Ontology annotation, molecular function: protein binding. The record is from RefSeq and is a predicted model, not a curated record.